This is a messenger RNA of Rhizophagus irregularis DAOM 181602=DAOM 197198, 1482 nucleotides long. Lineage: Eukaryota; Fungi; Glomeromycota; Glomeromycetes; Glomerales; Glomeraceae. The record is from RefSeq and is a predicted model, not a curated record.
UCUGUUUAAAGAUAAAGCUAAAAUGGAAGAAUUUAAGCUCAGUGAUGAUGUAAUUGAACAAAUAAAAAAUUUUAAUCGUUGGAGUUUAACAGAUGAACAAAGAUUGUUAAUUGAUAAGCUAAUAUUAAAUGAAGAAUUAAAAGAACGUUAUAAAGAGAAUGGUUUAUGCAAAGAUUGUAAGCAGCCUAAAGUUUCUGAUUAUUGGUGUCAAUGCAAAUUUCAACAAAAUUUCAAAAAUUGGACUAGUGGAAAUAAUAAAGUUGAUAAUUUUAUUCAAAAAACACAACUUAAAGCCAAAGUAGGUCGUGAAAUGUUGGAGUGGAUUGAAUAUGAUAGAUUUGAAAAUGUUGAAUAUUUGGCCAAAGGAGGAUUUGGAACUAUUUAUAAAGCAAUUUGGAAAGAUGGAUGUAUAUAUGAAUGGGAUUCUAUAAAUGAUCAAUGGGAGAGAAUAGAAUCUUUGGAAGGGCAUAAAAAUUUUCCAGUUGUUUUAAAAUGUUUACAUAAUUCUCAGGAUAUGACAUCCGAAUUUUUAAGAGAAAUUGAAUCACAUACUAUGAUCGUUUCAAGUCGUGUAACUCGAUGUUAUGGAAUUACUAAAGAUCCAGAAUCUAAUAAUUUCAUGAUGGUAAUGCGAUAUGCGAAAGAUGGUAGUUUAAGACAAUAUUUAAAUAAUAUAUUUAAUUCAAUAGAAUGGAUUGAUAAGUUACAAAUUUUAAGAAAGAUUAUAAAAGGCCUCAAUAUUAUUCAUGAAAAAGGAUUGAUUCAUCGUGAUUUUCAUUGUGGUAAUAUGUUAAAAGAUGAUAGUGAUACAAUUAUUUCUGAUUUAGGAUUAUGCCAACCAGCAAAUGUAAAAUCUUCCCAAAAUAAUGAAUAUGAAAAACAAGUAUAUGGAGUAUUACCUUAUGUAGCGCCUGAAGUUUUAAGAGGAGGAAAAUAUACUCAAGAAAGUGAUAUUUAUGCAUUUGGAAUUAUUGCAUAUGAAGUCUGUACAGGGCUUCCUCCUUAUCAUGAUAUUGCUCAUGAUAAAAUCUUAGCUAUUAGCAUUUGUCAAGGGCUUAGACCAAGAUCUAAUUAUAAAAUUCCUCAACUAAUUUUGGACUUAAUAAUUAAAAAAUGUUGGCAUGCAGAUCCUUUAAAACGACCCAAAGCAGAUGAAUUAUUUAAAUUAUUAGUUGGAUUAAAACAUUUUGGGAGUGAUGAAUUUAAUAAGCAAAUUGAAGAAGCAGAAAGAAUUAAUGAAAAGUUUGCUUCUACUUCAUUACCAUAUAAUGGUACUACUCUUUCAUAUACUACAAAUCCUCAAGCAGUUUACACGAGUAGACUUUUAAACUUUAAAAACCUGCCUGAACCAAAGAAUGCUAUUGAUAACAAAGAUGAUAAUAAUUCAUUCGGAGAAUAUUCAGGUAAUUAAUGUAUUAGCUUAUUUUACAAAAGUACUUUUAAUAUACAAUUAUUUUUAUUUUCUAGAAUCCAUAGAAGCAA